Messenger RNA from Dicrocoelium dendriticum, 1786 nucleotides. The record is from the annotation of a GenBank genome assembly. Lineage: Eukaryota; Metazoa; Platyhelminthes; Trematoda; Plagiorchiida; Dicrocoeliidae.
GGGAAGAGAGAUAUGUACAAUCGUUACGGAACUCCCCCUCUAGUGUGAGUAACAGACCGAAGCUCGAUACUUGUAUGUCAUUGUAGUCUGGAUGUGAGAAAGACUGCACGUCCGAAACGUGUUCGGUGGUGCGAUUUCGAGUUUGGGUCGUGAGAUGCUUGGGGUGCAGAAGAGAGAACAGAGUUGUCACAUGGGCUGAGUCGGAGGCGUACUUAGGAAGGUGGGCUGGUCAGUGACAUGAAUGUCCAUGGGUUUCGGUAGUGGUCGCGUCUCGAUUUAAGCCGGCCUCAAGUAGUAAAUACUCAGUUUCCCGAUAACCAUUUCUAUCCAGCACGAAGUACUUCUCUUUCCGGUCAACAACCUUAAAGGGGCCCACGUAAUGCGGUCUCAGAGGUUUACGGACGGAAUCGACACGCACGAGAACAAAGGGGCAAGUGCGCAAAUCCGGGUGUAUCUGUUGACUUCCAGGAUUGGUUUGCGGUGGUGUUGGACGAAGUGUACUAAAGUGUUGCUUCAGGUGUGUGACGUAGGUGGUCGGAUCAACGCCUCCAGUAACCCUUUAGUCUAGCACCAUUUCUCCAGGAAUUCUGAGAGUAGUGCCAAAGACCAACUCAGUGGGACAACCGCCAAUGUCUUCUUUAAUGGUGUUACGAAUACCAAGGAAGAUAAUCGGUAGACGUUCUGACCAUUGUGAGUUCGACUGCGAAGCAGUAAUUGCGGCUGUAAGUUGGCGAUAGAAACGUUCAACGAUGACCUUAGCAUCUGGGUGAUGGGCCGUUGUCCGUAGGUGAGAACAACCGAGAAAGCGAUUCAUGUCACGAAACAAGGCAGAAUAGAAUUGGGGCCUUCUACCGGUUAUAGUAGUGGCUGGCGUACCAAAGACGGAAAUCCAAUUCUCAAUGAAUGUUCGCGUCACAGUUUCUGUAGAAGCAUCACGUAAAGGCACAACAAGUGGCCAACGCGUAUGACGAUCAACACGUGUCGAUAAGUGGACAAAACCGUUGGAUGGAGGCAAGUGUCCAAAAAUGUCAAGAUAAACGUUUGAAACGAGCGUCGGGAAGAGCAAACGUGCCGGGGAAGACAAUCGUUUAACGGUGGAUCUUGCUGGUUUGGCAAGUGAUACAGUGUUUGGUCCACUGCUGGAUCUCGGAUCGCAUGUUGUUCCAAAUGAAGCGAUGAGCAAUCAGCUUGACGGUAGCUCUGGUGUGAGAUUCCAUGUAGGUGGUCAACGACAAUACGGCGGUAUUACUGAGGGACAUAAGGCCGGGGCUUGCCGGUAGAAAUGUCACAGUAAAUUUUGAACUCUGAGUUAAGGAUUGGCGACUGGGAUAUUUCGAUUGAUGGAUUUGAUCUCAGUUGCACAAACUCAGGAUCUCCUUCCUAAUGAGCUGCUAUGUCUUCUAACUUAAUCCUCUGCCGUGAAACUUCUUGAAGACAUACGCGACAUGGCAUCGGCGACAAAAUUAUUGGCAGCAUCAACAUAUCAUCAUCAUCAUCAUCAUACACGUUAGCUAGAGGUGGGGAACACCUCAGCUACUGUGCCGAAAUACAUAGAAAAAAGGAGAAAAAAUGCAACUGGUGCAAGCUGGCUGAGCUACCGGUAACGGAUGGGCAUCGUUCCGGUAAGCUACCAGCCGGCUGCUGUGCACCAAAAAAAUUACUAUGCAAAAUUAUAUAAGGCUAAAUAAUGAGAUCGUGGUUGGAGGGGGAGGCUAAGAGGGAUGGGGUGGGACAAAGAAACUCACAGCACGAACGCCACUGAGGUCGGCUCCUAGCCAUAUCAGCA